Molecule: messenger RNA, 1635 nt
Organism: Arabis nemorensis
Lineage: Eukaryota; Viridiplantae; Streptophyta; Magnoliopsida; Brassicales; Brassicaceae
Source: the annotation of a GenBank genome assembly
AUGGAACUUUUACUCCCACACCCUUCAAACUCAUCUCCUCUCACUGUUCUUGGCUUCUUGGAACGAGCCGCCUCCAUAUACGGCGACUCACCCUCCCUCCUCCACACAAACACCGUCCGAACUUGGUCUGAAACUCAUUCUCGAUGUCUCCGCAUCGCUUCGACUCUCUCUUCAUCCUCCCUUGGAAUCAACCGUGGCCAAGUUGUCUCUGUUAUUGGUCCAAGCGUCCCUUCCGUCUACGAGCUUCAGUUCGCGGUUCCUAUGGCUGGUGCAGUCCUCAACAACAUCAACCCGCGUUUAGACGCUCACGCACUUUCCGUUCUUCUGCGUCACAGUGAAUCCAAGCUCGUUUUCGUUGACCAUCACUCAAGUUCUUUAGCUCUUGAAGCUGUCUCGUUCUUGCCCAAGAAUGAGAAACCUCGUCUCGUCCUCCUUCGCGACGAUGAUGUAUCAUCGUCUUCGUCAGCUGAUGUUGAUUUCCUCGAUACAUACGAAGGGGUAAUGGAGAGAGGAGACCCGAGGUUCAACUGGGUCCGUCCUGAAAACGAGUGGAUCCCAAUGGUUCUUAACUAUACCUCUGGAACAACGACGUCUCCUAAGGGAGUUGUGCUUAGCCAUAGAGCGGUUUUCAUGAGCACUGUUAACUCUAUGCUCCAGUGGUCUUUGCCUAACCGCCCGGUCUAUCUAUGGACACUACCGAUGUUCCAUGCCAACGGCUGGGGCUACACAUGGGCCACAGCCGCUGUGGGGGCCGUAAACAUCUGUGUUCGAAGAGUCGAUGCACCGACUAUUUUUGACUUGAUCGACAAGCAUCAAGUGACACACAUGUGCGCUGCGCCGACGGUUCUCAACAUUUUGACCAAUUACCCGGCCCGGAAACAGCUCAAGAAUCCAGUCCAGGUUAUGACCGCUGGAGCUCCACCACCGGCUACAGUCAUCUCCGAGGCUGAGACACUCGGUUUUGACGUGGGUCACGGUUACGGGAUGACAGAAACCGGGGGUCUGGUUGUCUCGUGCACAUGGAAGCCUGAGUGGGAUCGUCUGGAACCAAACGAGCGAGCAAAAAUGAAAUCAAGGCAAGGAAUUAGAACAGCGUUAUUCGCGGAAGCAGACGUUAUAGACCCGAUAACCGGGAAGAGCGUGAAGCACGACGGAGUAACUGUGGGAGAAAUCGUCUUCAGAGGCAGUAUGGUCAUGCUGGGUUACUACAAAGACCCAAAAGGCACUGCGGCAAGCAUGAGAGAAGACGGAUGGUUCUACACCGGAGACAUGGGUGUAAUACACCCAGACGGUUAUAUGGAAGUUAAAGACAGGUCAAAGGACGUGAUCAUAUGCGGAGGAGAGAACAUCAAUAGCACAGAAGUCGAGACAGUUCUGUACACAAACCCGGCGGUCAAGGAAGCAGCUGUGGUGGCUAAGCCAGACAAGAUGUGGGGAGAGACUCCAUGUGCGUUUGUGAGCUUGAAGGAUCAUAAAGGGCCUGUGACUGAGAGAGAGAUAAGGGAGUUUUGCAAGACAAAGCUGCCAAAGUAUAUGGUUCCAAGGAAUGUAGUUUUCCAAGAGGAGCUUCCAAAGACUUCUACUGGAAAGAUUCAGAAGUUUCUUCUCAGACAAAUGACUAAGUCCUUGCCUUGA